This is a messenger RNA of Perkinsus marinus ATCC 50983, 1176 nucleotides long. RefSeq names its product axonemal dynein beta heavy chain 9, putative. The record is from RefSeq and is a predicted model, not a curated record. The transcript has a single exon. NCBI's taxonomy places the organism in Eukaryota, Perkinsozoa, Perkinsida, Perkinsidae. Gene Ontology annotation, molecular function: dynein light intermediate chain binding; ATP binding; dynein intermediate chain binding. Gene Ontology annotation, cellular component: dynein complex. Gene Ontology annotation, biological process: microtubule-based movement. The annotation marks the transcript as partial.
AUGGAAUCGUGCGUAGCUGCUUUCCGCACUGCGUUGAAGUACUAUGCCAAGAAGGCCUUGCUGGACUGCGAAGAGGUUAGUUUUGGUCCCGAGUUCGAAUCCCCCCAGAGGUAUUUUUAUCAGGCCGGCGAUGCAGGCCGCGGUGAGUGGGUAAAAGGCGUUACUGCGGCCCAGUGUGCCCUGAUGGUGAAUAUGAUAAUGUGGGUCCGCAUGGUAGAGCGAGCCUUCGAUGCAUAUAACGAGGGGGACAAAGAAGCUGUGCAGAAAUCUUCGCAGCGCGUGUCGGAUCUUUUGUUGGAUUUGAUUCGACUAACCCAGACGGCCUUGGAUAAGCCUCAGCGUAUGAAGGUUAUGUGCAUGAUCACUCUAGACGCCCAUAACAGAGAUAUCACCGAGAAGCUCGUUCAAGAGGCUGUGAUUACUCCUGAUGCCUUCCAGUGGCAAGCCCAGUUGAAGGCCUAUUGGGACGUAGAGGCCGAUGACUGCCGACAGAAAAUCGCUGAUGCUGCCUUCUGGUAUGGUUACGAGUAUUUGGGUAACGGCCCUAGACUUGUGGUGACACCUCUGACUGAUCGAAUUUACGUAACUGCAACGCAAGCCCUGCAUUUGAACAUGGGCUGUGCACCGGCUGGGCCUGCGGGUACUGGGAAGACGGAAACGACCAAGGACCUCGCAAAUGCUGUGGCUAAGGCAUGCUUUGUUUUUAAUGCUAGUCCCGAGAUGGACUACCAAACUAUGGGGGCAAUUUUCAAAGGCUUGGCGAGCUCUGGCACUUGGGGGUGUUUUGAUGAGUUCAAUCGAUUGGUCCCUGAGGUCCUCUCGGUAUGCACAGUUCAGUUCAAGGCGGUCUGCGAUGCUGUGAAGGCUAAGCUGAAGGUCUUUGUUCUGCAAGGGGACGAGAUCACUCUGGACCCGUCCUGUGGUGCGUUCAUCACUAUGAAUCCUGGCUAUCUUGGCCGUAGUGAGCUCCCGGAGGGUCUCAAGGCCUUAUUCCGACCAAUCACCGUUAUGGUACCGGACUUCGCGCUGAUUAUGGAAAACAUGUUCAUGGCCGAGGGCUUCCUGGAGGCGAAGAUUUUGGCUAAGAAAUUCUCGACACUGUAUUUCCUGUGUCAAGAUUUGCUGAGUAAAGCCCCUCAGUAUGAUUGGGGAAUGAGAGCUAUUAAAUCGGUGUUG